This is a messenger RNA of Sphenostylis stenocarpa, 546 nucleotides long. NCBI's taxonomy places the organism in Eukaryota, Viridiplantae, Streptophyta, Magnoliopsida, Fabales, Fabaceae. The record is from the annotation of a GenBank genome assembly.
AUGAAUUUUGUUGAGGGAAAACAAAGCAAAGAACAAGCUGGGGCCAUAAGAUCGCAGCCUUCGCUUCCUUCGAAUUAUCCUAAGAUGCCAACGAAACAGGUAACAUACCGCAAUGAUAAAGUGGUGGUAGUGAGGGUGUAUGUUGAGAAGCCCAGGAAGAAGAGGUCGUCAUCUUCAAUUCAGCAUCAGUAUUAUGAUCAUAUCCAUCAUAGAAUUAGAGAUGAGGUAGGUCAUGGCGCUACUAAUAUGAGAUGUGGUAGAAGAGCAGAGUUGCUUAGGUACUCUCAUCUCCUACGUGAGUCUGCAAGAGGAGCAUUAUCAGCACCUUCAUUCUCCAAGUGGGUUACAAACAACAAUCACCAGCCUCCAACCCAGAUAGCCCCUUCCAACAUGAAAAAGCCAACUUUCUUUGGCAGCUGGAAACUGCUGAUUCCAAGGUUCCUAAGGUCAUGGUCAAUAGCCAAAAAUAAGGAGAAAAAGACGAAACACACGGGUGGAGAUAUUUUAGGAAAUGGAAUGAAAAUUAUAUGCUGUUACAGAUCCUGA